Molecule: messenger RNA, 1175 nt
Organism: Ruditapes philippinarum (Manila clam)
Lineage: Eukaryota; Metazoa; Mollusca; Bivalvia; Venerida; Veneridae
Exons: 4
Coding region: 151-528 (125 amino acids)
Source: RefSeq, a predicted model, not a curated record
GAUUGGUUAUCAAGUAAACAGGUUGCUUAUUCGGAACGUUCAUAUUAUCAGUUGUUUUGAGUGAACAGGAAGUUAGAGGAAAUAAAGUAUAUAAAAUUGUUAAAUUGUUGUGUUUGAUAAUUUAACUUCAAAGGAAUAGUUUAAACGGUAAUGUCAGAAAAAGAAGAAGCGACAAACGAAAAAGAGGUGCAUGCAGAAGUUGCGAGUGAAGACGUGUUACUACAAGAUGUGUCACGAGAUAAAGUGGUUGUAACACAACCAAAAUUGAACAUCGUUAAACCUAAGAAGCGUAAGAAACGAUUUCACUUCACCAGAGUGCAGGCAGAAAUAGUCGCCUGGAUUUCCAUUUGUUGCUGUUGUUGGCCUCUUGGAGCUUAUGCUCUGUUGUGUGCAUGCCAGGCAAAGGUUGCCGAUGAUGAUGAAGAAUAUGAAAAGAGGUUAGUUUGGUCCACAUGGCUGGGAAUUGCAGGUCUAAUAUUUAAUAUUGUCGUAUGGCCUGGAGUAAUUUUGUUAGCGCUCUACACUUGAUAUUGCAGAUGGUUUUGAUGAAAAUAAAGCAGUUAGUCAGUGUUUUUCUGAGCAUCGAAACUCCAAUUAUAUUUGUUCAGACCUAUGUGCCAUCUUUAACAUCAUUGUUCAUCAUUGCUUUAUGUUUGAUUUUCAAAAACUUUUAUCUCGUUGUAGAAUACCACUGCCAUUUUCAGUUUUGUUUUCUUUUGUUUAUACCAUACAAAAUGUAUUUGCAUUCAAUUUCAGUGUUCAUAUCAAUAACAAUGAUACCAUCGCAAGUCUAAAGUUGUAUGCUUUUUCAAUAUAAAUUUCGAAAUUGAACCCCACCUAAAUUGUAUAACAAUAAAUUUACAAUUGCUCUAUUGAAAUUACACUUGUUAUGAUCUUGUUCAGUGUAUCUGUAAAUUUUGUUAUCUAAAUAAAAUAGAAAUUGGCUGAGAUUUUUUUAACCUGCAUGUCUGAAUUAUCUUGAAGUCAGAAAAUUAUUUUAAACAAUAUCAUUUAAUUGACAAAUGUUGAAUUCAUUUUAUUCAUUAGUAUAUAUAUUGAUACCUGUGUAUAUCACUCUUGUCUUGGAGUAACUACAUAAACUACUCAUGUAUUUUGUAUAGUUUCUACAAACAUUGUAAAUGUUUAAUGCAAAUAAAGAACUGAUUUGAAUAGUA